Durio zibethinus is the source of this 1973-nucleotide messenger RNA. RefSeq lists its product as uncharacterized. NCBI's taxonomy places the organism in Eukaryota, Viridiplantae, Streptophyta, Magnoliopsida, Malvales, Malvaceae. The record is from RefSeq and is a predicted model, not a curated record.
UUUAUAUUCAACAAAAAAUUUAAAAUCAUACAAAAUUUUUUCUUCCCAAUAUAAUACGCAUUCCCAUAGUCUAUCCAAUAAAAAGUCGAAUUUCCUAUGAAGAAAAUUCACACGAGGAUAUGCGCAUCCUUGGACCGGACCACUGAACCGGUACGCCUGCCUCCCCAGCACUAAGUUUCGAUUUCAAUUCCAAACAUAAGAAAAAGAAGAAAAAUGGCCUCGAACCCUGCCCUGAUGCCUGAGAUCGGACCCGAUGGACUCGCUAGGGAAGCUCCUGUCAUAGCCUACACCGAGAAGAUAAUCGAGGAAGAGCGGCUUCAGCUCAAGAAAUACAUAGAAGAAAAUUAUUCUAAAAUUCGUGAUGUUGAAAGAGAACUAGCAAAUCUUACAAUGGAGAUUAAGCUCACUGCUGGACCUAAAAAAGCGGCCCUUGAACAUAUGAGAAAGAAAAUUGAAAUGUCAACUGAGAGAAUACGCAUUGCUAAGCAGAAGGAAGAACAAGCACGAAAGAUUUGGGAAGCAGCAUUGAAAGCUCUGAAAGAUGAGGAAGGAAUUAAGCAGAAGUUAUGUGAGGACUUAAACAAUCUGGUUCAAGAAAGCAGUAACACUCAGUUUGCUCGACUUGAGGAGUUGAAAAGGCGAUUGGAAGCUCUGAACCCAAGUAGAGCAUCAACUUUGUCACAUCAGGACAUGAAAGCAAUUGGAUUCGCACAGGGUGCUCCAACUGUAGAUGCUUCCUCAGCUUCACAAAUAACAGAACCGGGCUCUACUGUUUCUGAAAAUGUACCUAAUCAAGGUAAUGGUGGAAACGUUCUAGCUAUGGAUGGGCAGAAUCAACUGCCCACAAAUGAUGCAGAAGUAAAAGGAAAGAAGAAAAGCCAUUUUCAAGGAAGAGUAAAGGGGAUUGGUGCCAUGCCCAAGAGUAGAGGAUCUGCAGCUCCUGGGUGGACAGGAGCAGGGUUUGAUGUGGAUGCUAGAACUUAGAAGCAUCAUUUCAGAUAUUCUCUUUUCUUUGCUGAAGGAUCAGGGCAAAUUAACAGUAUUUGUUCAUGUUCUGGGGUAUCACUAGUAUUUCUCCCCCAUUAUUUUCUUGAUCUUUACCCUUUUAUUUUUUUCAAUUGCAUAUAGCUUGUUGAUGUGAAUGAUGCCAUUUGACCUUUCUUUCUUUUUCAUUUCCAGUACUGAUAUAUGUCAUUAGUAUUUUGUCUUAAAGCAAGGAAUUAUUUAGAAACUAUCUCUUUAAACAAUUAAUAAAAAUGGAAAAUUUUCUCUCGCUUUGGUAUCAAAAACUGGUCCUGGGGCCCCCCCUUGUUUAGGGAAUGGGAAGUGGUGUUAUUGGAUGAUAUCUUGGUGGGAAACAUUGGCAAGGAACAAGAAAUUGGAACAAAUAAAAAAUUUGAUGAGCUGACUUGAACAGCAACACUGCCUUGAAGAAUUCUCUGCAAACUCUAGAGACGUGGCAUUUAUCUCCUUCAGAACUACGAGCUCAUUUCAUAAGGCGGCUGCUCGAGUUUCAAUCAUUCCAAUUGAAUUCUCUAAUGGAGAAAAUUCAAGUGAUUCAGAGUUUUAUCACCAAUAGCCAAUUGAGCAGUGCAGGGAAUGAGCCUUCAGUAUGAAGAACAGUCCUCAUCCGUUGGUCUUCCAAUCCACCCUAGGUUUGGACAUUUUUUGUGAAUGGAGUAUCCAACAAGAAGCGGUCAAAGACACGUUCAAGGACAGUUCCAGCGGAAAGGGAAAAGAUUCUCUCCGUUAUGCUUCCCAAAUCUUCAUCUUCCAUGACUAGAUCAACAAUCAUUAUUUGCUGCAGAUAACAGACUCCAGGCUGCAACUCCUCAGCCUUCACUUGUUUGGAAACAUGAAUAAUGUGCAAGGUCUGAGACGAAGGUUUGGGAAGAGAGUGUACACUGGAGCUGCUGCUAGCUGACUGCCGAGUUGCUGAUUUCAAAUUCAAAGUGGUCCUGAGUAGAUAUCAA